Messenger RNA from Toxotes jaculatrix (banded archerfish), 921 nucleotides. RefSeq lists its product as uncharacterized. NCBI's taxonomy places the organism in Eukaryota, Metazoa, Chordata, Actinopteri, Toxotidae. The transcript has a single exon. The coding region runs from base 40 to 642 and encodes 200 amino acids. The record is from RefSeq and is a predicted model, not a curated record.
UCUGACAACAGCCUGCAAUAAUACAACAGACAGCAGAUUAUGAUUUCAACAUACAGAGUCAUGUUUGCUGUCAUCGUUCUCCUCUGCUUGAUGUCUCUGAGCCAUUCAGCUCCUCUGGCCUGUGAAGACUUGGUCCGGCCUUUGGAUCGACUCGAUCGUCAACAUUUGGAGGGCAGAUGGAUUUUAGUUGCAGGAAGUCUGAGCCACCCACCGCUCAUUGAGCGAUUAAGACGUAGAGACAGUUCCACUGUUAACUUCUCCAACAACACCAGUGACGGCACCAUCUCCUUCAGUCGCAGCACACAUUUAGACAACAAGUGCUACUAUUCAUCCUACAACAUCUCCCUGGAAGGCAGCAGCUUCACCCAUGACGACGUUAACACGACCUUCAUCCACACAUCCUGCCAUGACUGCAUACUGCUGAGCUGUGAUGUAGAGUCAGCGAAGCGACAGCACUUCUACCUGUUCAGCAGGAGGAGGGAGGUGGACCAGAGGGAGAUGGAGGAGUUCAGAGCCCAGGUGGAGUGUCUGAACAUGCCUCCACCUGUUGUGAUGGAUCCUACCAAGAAGCUUUGUCUGGGAGAGACUGCCAGUGAUCCAGUAGCUCAAACUGAAGAGAAAACAGAAGGACAAAAAAACUGAGAGAGUGAAAAGACAGUUACAUACAUAGUGCUGAUAAACUGUUUUUUCAUAAUCGGUGAAUGUUUUGCGGAGACGUUAAAGUCACUUUUUCAUUUGUAUUUUACAAAAUCUUCACACACUACCAAUGUUCCACUGUCAAAACAUCCUGAAAGACUCGACUAAAUUCAUUUUCUCUGUUAUUUCAUUAAAGAGACAUGUCCUGAAAUGUAAUACAGGAUUCAACACACCUGUAUUUAACUUUUUAAUUUGUAACAAGAAAUAAAUUUGUUUAAGACAGAA